CAUCUAUUUCAUCUUGACACAAUUUUCAACUCUCCAAGGCUUUUUACAUCUCCAAGCCACUUCAUCUCUCUGAGCCUCUCAAAUCUUUGACGUUUGCAACCAGCAAAGCAAAUCAGCUCAAAAUGUUCGGUCGUUCCUAUUUCACUUCCUUCGUUUCUUUCCUGGCGCUACUAGGCCCUGCUGCAACUACCGAACUGUAUCGCAUGGAUUUCCGCCCGCCUGUGCAGGUCAAAAAUGAUGGAGGCCUUUUGAGCCGUAAUCCUGAAGGGGACGGCUCCGUCAUUGACCAUGUCAAGAAUACGUUGGGAGACGAUGACCCAUGGGUGUCGACCACGACCGAUUAUAACGUCGCUAAAGGAGGUGCCACAUCCCCUGGCAACGUCUAUGUUUACUACAUCGACCCAUCGGGCCUCGAUGCUGUUGACACUCUUAUAGCGUUUCAGGAGGCGGGCGAACCACACCCUCAUCCUGGUGAGAAGGAAAUUUCAAUAAAGAGCUCUGUCCCUUGGGACCACAUAACCAAAUGGGACACAUUCAAGAGGAGCAAGAAGACCGCGACCACGACCAGGGAAGAAUUUGAGCAGAGUCAGGGUGGGAGUGCCAAGGGACGUUCCAUCCGAUCAUUCGUUGCUUGAAAUGAGCCGUCUUGUUGAUUACGGCGCGAAACCGCCUGCGCUGGCUGUCCUAAGAUGCCUACCUCACAACGCCGGAUUCUUUCUCUAGAUAUCAAGUAGCUCCGAACGUCGUGUAUGCAUAAAAACACUUGCUUUUCAUAGAAACACUCGCUUUUCCAAUACAUGUUCUAACUUUCAUUUCUUUUGAGUCUGUGUUGCUUCUUCAGUAGCUGCCUUUUGACAGUGGGUCGGUUAACCCGGGAGAAGAGGAAUAUUGCGGCGCAGGAGUUGGAGACCGAGGAGA
This is a messenger RNA of Daldinia decipiens, 918 nucleotides long. Its product is annotated as ADP-ribosylation. The record is from RefSeq and is a predicted model, not a curated record. The transcript has a single exon. NCBI's taxonomy places the organism in Eukaryota, Fungi, Ascomycota, Sordariomycetes, Xylariales, Hypoxylaceae. Gene Ontology annotation, molecular function: toxin activity. The coding region runs from base 123 to 635 and encodes 170 amino acids.